AUGAGCGCAAUUGCAGCAAAACCGGCAGCAGAUGCAGGAGCAUUUAAGCCGGUAGCAUCAAUUAUUGCACUUAUUCUUGCCGCCCUUUUGGUUUUGGCAGCAUAUCUUCUUGGAGAUGCAAAACUUCUUCCGGGAGGUGCGCUUUUCGCAGUACAGACAUUAGGAUUAAUUAUCCUGGGUGCAGCAUUAAUUGCAUUUGGUGUUCACUUUGUCCCAGUUGGGGGUGCACCGGCUGCAAUGGGUCAGGCACCGGGUAUCGCAACCGGAGUUGCAAUGCUUGCAACAGGUGCAGGUCUUGCAGGACUUUUCGGCGGAGCAUGGGCAGCAAAUUAUGGCUUAGCCGUUUCACUCGUCGGUGGUGCAAUCGGUGGCGGUUUUAAUGAUGGCAAUCACCUGUCUUAUGUGAAUAUGUCAUAUGUAUUCGGAAUGGGUAUUCCCCCGGCAUCAGGUAAGGUCGAAACGGAUCCGCUUACCGGUUAUUCCCAGCCGGAAUACAAGUCCCAGGGUACUGAAGGUCACGGAUUGCCCUUUAUUUCCCUACGCGGAAUCCCGCAUAAUACGGUUAUGCUGAUAGGUGCUGUUAUUUCCAUCGUGUCCCUUUACAUUGCAAUUAUCGGUGCGCAUGUUCUUCAUACAGAUUGCUUUGCGGUUUUUGGAGGAUUUGGUGUUAUUGGAGCUCUUAUUUGGGGUAACAGUACCAUUAAGAAACUUUGCAGUUAUGGUAUUGGAACCGGAGUUCCGUCGGCAGGUAUGCUUGCAUUUGGAGCAGGGACUGCAGCAUUUAUUGCAGGGUCAGCUUUCUUUACGACAACCUACUUCUGUAUCUGGUCAGUACCAAUCAUGAUUAUUGUGUUUGCCCUGAUUCUCGGUCUUAUCUUUGGAUGGAUUGCAAAUUCGGUCGAAAACAUGAAAAUCCCGGUAAUGACUCGUUCAAUUGCAGAAUUAACCAUUGUUGGUGCCUUAUCACUUGCAGGAGUGAAUCUUCAGGGUUCGUUCCUUGGAGCAGGCAUUAUUGCGGUUGGAUUCAUGCUUGGUGCACUUGCACUUCAGCAUCCGUUCAAUGCCUGUCUUGGUCCGGGAGAAAAGCAGGACAGAACCAAUAUGCUUGCACUCGAAUGCGGAUUCCUGUCUAUGAUUGUUAUGGCAAUCAUUUCAUUCGUAUUUGUUAGUGCAGUUGCAGGAUGGAUUUCACUGAUUGUUGCUGUUCUCGGCUGGAUAAUUAACCUAUGCUCAGUAUGUAAAAUUAUCAAAGCGUGA
Molecule: messenger RNA, 1257 nt
Organism: Cylicocyclus nassatus
Lineage: Eukaryota; Metazoa; Nematoda; Chromadorea; Rhabditida; Strongylidae
Source: the annotation of a GenBank genome assembly